Molecule: messenger RNA, 1824 nt
Organism: Colletotrichum aenigma
Lineage: Eukaryota; Fungi; Ascomycota; Sordariomycetes; Glomerellales; Glomerellaceae
Gene: RLI1
Product: Translation initiation factor RLI1
Exons: 3
Coding region: 1-1824 (607 amino acids)
Biological process (GO): translational initiation; translational termination; ribosomal subunit export from nucleus
Molecular function (GO): ribosomal small subunit binding; ATP hydrolysis activity; iron ion binding
Source: RefSeq, a predicted model, not a curated record
AUGUCGGACAAGCUCACCCGUGUCGCUAUCGUCAACAGCGAUAAGUGCAAGCCCAAGAAGUGUCGCCAGGAGUGCAAAAAGUCCUGCCCUGUCGUUCGCUCCGGCAAGCUCUGCAUCGAAGUCAGCCCCGAAUCCCGCAUCGCCUUCCUGUCCGAGUCGCUAUGCAUCGGUUGUGGCAUUUGCCCCAAGAAGUGCCCCUUCGGCGCCAUCACCAUCAUCAACCUGCCCACGAACCUCGAGACCCAGGUCACCCACCGUUAUUCCGCCAACAGCUUCAAGCUUCAUCGUCUGCCCAUGCCCCGACCAGGAAAUGUGCUGGGUCUCGUCGGUACCAACGGUAUUGGAAAGAGUACCGCUCUGAAGAUUCUCUCCGGCAAACUUAAGCCCAACUUGGGUCGCUACGAUAACCCUCCUGACUGGGAAGAUGUCAUCAAGUACUUCCGUGGUUCUGAGCUCCAGAACUACUUCACCAAGCUCUUGGAGGAUGACCUCAAGGCUGUCGUCAAGCCGCAAUACGUCGACCAGAUUCCCCGUGCCGUCAAGGGCCCCCAGAAAUCCGUCAAGGCUUUGAUCGACGCCCAGAGCUCCCUCGACAACAAGAAGGAGGUUUGCGACGUUCUUGAGCUCAACCAUAUUAUGGACCGUGAGAUCAACCUCCUGUCUGGUGGAGAACUGCAGCGUUUUGCCAUCGGAACCGUCUGUGUUCGCAAGGCCGACGUUUACAUGUUCGACGAGCCGUCUUCCUACCUCGAUGUCAAGCAGAGAUUGGCCGCCGCCCGUAUCAUCCGCUCUCUCCUCCGUGACGACGACUACGUCAUCGUCGUCGAGCACGAUUUGUCUGUCCUGGACUACCUCUCCGACUUCAUCUGCGUUCUGUACGGUCGUCCUGCUGUUUACGGUGUCGUCACCCUUCCUCAGUCCGUGCGUGAAGGUAUCAACAUCUUCCUCGACGGCCACAUCCCCACCGAGAACCUGCGUUUCCGCGACGAAUCCUUGACCUUCAAGAUGGCCGAGGCUGCCGAUGAGUUCGCUGCUGAGAAGUCCCGUGCCUUUAAGUAUCCCAAGAUGGAGAAGACAUUGGGCAACUUCAAGCUGAAAAUCGACUCUGGCGACUUCACUGACUCUGAGAUCAUUGUCAUGAUGGGAGAGAACGGAACCGGAAAGACCACCUUCUGCCGCAUGCUUGCGGGCGCACUCAAGCCCGAUAACAAGGCCUCAGUCCCUGAGAUGAAGAUCUCCAUGAAGCCCCAGACCAUCACUCCCAAAUUCGAGGGCACUGUUCGUCAACUCUUCUUCAAGAAGAUCAGGGCCGCUUUCCUGUCCCCUCAGUUCCAGACCGAUGUCGUCAAGCCCCUGAAGCUGGAUGACUUCAUUGACCAGGAAGUCAAGAACUUGUCCGGUGGUGAAUUGCAGCGUGUCGCCAUCGUUCUGUCUCUGGGUAUGCCUGCCGACAUCUACCUCAUCGACGAGCCUUCUGCCUACCUCGAUUCCGAGCAGCGUAUCAUUGCUUCUCGUGUCAUCAAGCGUUUCAUCAUGCACGCCAAGAAGACCGCCUUCAUCGUCGAGCACGAUUUCAUCAUGGCCACUUAUCUCGCCGACCGAGUCAUUGUCUUCGACGGCAAGCCCGGUAUCGAUGCGCAUGCGAACAAGCCCCAGUCUUUGCUGACCGGCUGCAACACUUUCCUCAAGAACCUUGAUGUCACCUUCCGUCGCGAUCCCACCAACUACCGUCCCCGUAUCAACAAGCUGAACUCUCAGCUCGACCAGGAGCAGAAGCUGGGUGGCAACUACUUCUUCCUGGACGACGGAGACAAGACGAGUUGA